UAUAAUCAUACGAAUAUAAUGGACGCUAUUGUACACGAUUUUAGUUGAAUUGAAUGAAACUAGUAGUCAAAGAAAAACGAUAAAUUUAGAGCAGAAGCUUGGGAAUCGGAAUUCAAAAUCCAGCCCGGAGAAUUUGGUUAUCACGAUGAGAGUAGAGAAUGAGAAGGCGGUCUGGUUAGCGGCCGGCGUUUGAUAAUUUUUCCGGCGGGGGCUUUUUCCAACUUUCCCUAAAUCCUAAGAAUCCCAAUGGCUGCAAAACCCAAGUCCCGCACAGUUCUUGAACCCCUCGCAGAUUCCGCCGUAGAUACCAACAACUCUCCGAUCAAAUCUGUGUCACUCUCAAAACUCUCUGACACCGAAACAUUAGUUUAUCUCGGUACCCUCUCCGGAACUCUGUUGUUAUAUUCUCUCAAGUAUUCCCCGGAUUCCCCUCCCGGAAUUUCUUUUCUCAGACGCGUUUCCAUAUCCGGCUCUGGUAGCUCUGUAAAUUCGAUCCACCCACUUGCCCACAUCGGUAAAGUUGUAGUACACUGCGAUGGCUUUCUCUUUUUGCUUGAUGAUAAAUUACUCCAACCUGCUAAAAGAAUUAGUCUUAUCAAAGGCGUUACUGCAUGUUGUCGUAAAUUCCGAGUCCAAAAGUUGGGUAAUAACCCUUUUCCCCAAACAUCUAACGGUGGAAGUUAUACUAAUCAUAACUAUGCUAAUGCUAAUAAUAGCAAUGGCAAUAGUUUAUUUGCGAUUGGGAUGGGAAAAAAGUUGGUAUUGGCGGAGUUGAUUCUAAGUGGGUCUUUGGUGAUUUUGAAGGAGAUUCAGGGCAUUUUCGACGGGACUAUAAUGAAUCUGGUGUGGGUAGAUGAUUCUUUAGUUUUUGGUUCUAAGACUGGGUAUUAUUUGUAUAAUUGUGUAAAUGGACAAUGUGGAUUGAUUUUUUCCCUACCAGAUUCUUCUAGUUCUCCACAGCUGAAGUUGUUGGCUAGGGAGUGUAGGGUGUUAUUGAUGGUCGACAAUGUGGGUAUUAUUGUGGAUACUGAGGGGCAACCUGUGGGUGGCAGCUUGGUGUUUAAGGAGGUUCCUGAUUCCAUUGGAGAAAUUGGGUCUUAUGUGGUUGGUGUGAGGAAUGCUGAGGCGGAGUUGUAUCAUAAGAAGACAGGAGAUUGUGUUCAGAGGUUUAUGGUUGUUGGGGAUGGAGGUGGAGGGCUAUGCAUUGUGAAUGGUGAGGAGAAUGAGAGUGGGAAGCUGCUUGUCAUAACAACAUGUUCAAAGGUUCUGUGCUACAGAAAAGUUUCUGGAGAAGAACAAAUCAAGGAUCUGCUGCGAAAGAAGAACUUCAAAGAAACCAUUUCCUUGGUUGAAGAGCUACAGAGUGAAGGUGAACUGACAAAAGAAAUGCUUUCUUUUGUCCAUGCCCAGGUCGGCUUCCUCUUGUUGUUUGACUUGCACUUUGAGGAAGCAGUGGAUCACUUUUUGCUUUCAGAAACAAUGCAGCCUUCUGAGCUUUUCCCAUUUAUCUUGCGGGACCCAAAUCGCUGGACCCUGAUGGUUCCCAGGAACCGGUAUUGGGGAUUGCAUCCUCCUCCAGCACCUCUUCAAAAUGUUAUAGAUGAUGGGUUGACAGCUAUUCAAAGAGCUGUUUUUCUUAAGAAGGCAGGUGUGGAGACUGCUGUAAGUGAUGAGUUUCAUCUAAAUCCACCUAGUAGAGCUGAUUUGUUAGAGUCUGCAAUCCAAAACAUGAUAAGAUAUUUGCAAGCUUGUCGUGAUAGAGAUUUGACCCAUUCAGUUAGGGAGGGAGUUGACACACUUCUAAUGUAUCUGUAUAGAGCCCUCAAUCGUGUAGAUGAUAUGGAAAGACUUGCAUCUAGUGAGAACAGCUGUGUAGUGGAGGAGUUAGAAGCUUUAUUGAAUGACUCUGGUCACCUAAGGGCACUUGCUUUUUUGUAUGCUCGUAAGGGGAUGAGUGCUAAAGCUCUGGGUAUUUGGCGCAUACUUGCUAGAAAUUAUUCACAGGGAAGAUAUUAUAGAGGACAAUCAGAGGAAACUGGAUCAACAAGAGAGAAUGAAGAUACGACUACUGAUUUAAACGUUUCUUCUAGAAAUGUUAUAUUUGGCCGAGAAACAGCUGCAUUAGAGGCAUCAAGGAUUCUUGAGGAGUCUUCUGACCAAGAACUGGUACUUCAGCAUCUUGGAUGGAUUGCAGAUAUCAACCAGAUGCUUGCUGUUCAAGUACUGAUAUCAGAAAAAAGAACUAAUCAGCUAUCACCAGAUGACGUUAUUGCUGCAAUUGAUCUCAAAAAAGUGGAAAUUCUUCAAAGAUAUCUCCAGUGGUUGAUUGAAGAACAAUACUCUGAUGACACUCGAUUUCAUACUACGUAUGCACUUUUACUUGCCAAGUCAGCACUUGAAACUUAUGAGAUGGAACUAUCAACUCAAAACUCUGUUGCUGGCAUGCUAAAAAAUGAGAUGUAUGUUUCUGAAUUUGGAGAAGACUCAAUCUUUGAUACUCCUGUCAGGGAGAGAUUGCAGAUCUUUUUAGAGUCAUCAGACUUGUAUGAUGCGGAAGACGUCCUUGAUUUGAUUGAAGAAUCUGAAUUAUGGCUGGAAAAGGCUAUUCUUUACCGUAAGCUUGGUCAUGAAACGUUAGUGCUUCAGAUUUUGGCCUUGAAACUGGAGGACUGUGAAGCUGCUGAACAAUAUUGUGUGGAAAUUGGUAGACCAGAUGCUUAUAUGCAGUUACUUGAGAUGUAUUUGAAUCCAAAGGAUGGUAGAGAGCCCAUGUUUAAAGCUGCAGUUCGCCUUCUCCACAACCAUGGAGAAAUGCUGGAUCCGUUGCAAGUCCUGGAGAGAUUGUCUCCUACCAUGCCACUCCAGCUUGCCUCUGAUACAAUAUUAAGAAUGCUGAGAGCUCGACUUCAUCAUCAUCGUCAAGGACAGAUUGUGCACAAUAUGUCCCGUGCUUUGGAUAUUGAUGCAAGCUUGGCAAGAUUGGAAGAAAGGUCGCGUCAUGUUCUUAUUAAUGAUGAGAGUGUCUGCAGUUCUUGUCAUGCUCGUCUGGGAACUAAACUAUUUGCAAUGUACCCUGACGAUACCGUUGUUUGUUACAAGUGUUUUCGUCGCCAAGGCGAGUCUACAUCUGUCACGGGUCGCAAUUUUGAGAAAGAUCCAUUGGCGAAGCCCGGUUGGUUGGUGACUCCGUGAUCAUGCGAAAGAUGUACUUAUGAAAUUUACACUUAGCGGUUAGUGUCAAGGUACGAGAUGAUUUUAGGCCCCAAACAGAGCGGAGUUGCUGAAGAGAUGAGUUUUUAUCUUUGAGCAAGUCAACCAUGACCAAUAUUUUUUAAUCCGCAGUUGGCUCCGUUACAAUUCCCUUCUCCUGAUUUGAUGGAGUCCAUUUGAUUGGCUCUCUGGAUGUUGUGGAACAGUUAUGUAAAUUAGUUGGUAGUUUUUCGAAGAGGAGGAAUCAAUUUUGGGUUUUUACACUAUGAUGUAUAAAUGUUGUAACAUGUUGAAUUGGCUGGCUGAUUUGUGUUUAAAUGAUGAUCCUGUAAUACCCUUCAAUAUUUGGAAAUGUUAAAAGGAAGUGGGAUCUCUUAACGGGGUCCCCCGUUUCUCCUUCAACAAGUGCCCAGUUGCUAAUUCAUCUUCUGUAAUGAAAUAUUGUUCUUUUAUCUAUUAUUCACAAUAUGCAUUUCCAUCCA
Molecule: messenger RNA, 3692 nt
Organism: Olea europaea var. sylvestris
Lineage: Eukaryota; Viridiplantae; Streptophyta; Magnoliopsida; Lamiales; Oleaceae
Product: transforming growth factor-beta receptor-associated protein 1 homolog
Exons: 14
Coding region: 247-3192 (981 amino acids)
Biological process (GO): autophagy; intracellular protein transport; vesicle-mediated transport
Cellular component (GO): cytoplasm; membrane
Source: RefSeq, a predicted model, not a curated record